AUAAUAUUUUGAGAUGAAUUUUACAGUGUACUGAAAGUGAGGCAGGUUAAGGAUUUCUUUACUGAAACAGACCCACGCAAAAUUGAUGAAAAUGGAGAGGCGACCGUGUGUGAAAAUGUUUGUUGGACUAUUGAUCAUAUUGAUUCAAGUGGUGGGUCAAGGUUACUGUGAGGAAGGGAGCAACGCACGGCCCACUAUCGCCACCAUCUACUCCCCGUACUUCCGGUCGAACAGCUUGUUUCAGGUACGCCCGGUCAAGGUCAACGCCCCAGAAGGAAAUACGCUGUUAGCUUUCUUCAUGGACAAGUCAAGUCACCUCCAGUCGAAAAUCGAAGUCAUGAUGGACACAGAUUUUACGGCGACGUUUGAUUUCGUCGUUGUUUGUGUCAAACCUGACGUCACUCUUAUUAUUGACGUCACCGCUGAAGGGCUAGAGAGCAUUAAACUCACUGGAGCUACCCAGUUCUCUAUAUCAUGCAGUAACGUGACUGGACAAGAAUUGUUUGAUCCGUUAAUGUUACAACGACAAAAAUCACCAGACCCCAUACUUCAACGUAACGUGUUUGUUGCUGAACGUCAAAUUGACGUCAAACUUAUAAGUGGUUUAAUUGGCUUUGGAAAGUUACGCUUUCAGAUAUACAAAGUUUCAAAUGGUUCAAUGGACGAGAUAUUUGACUUCGAUCAUCACCAAAAUGCUACCAAUAUGGACCAAGAAAAUCGAACGUUGAUUUUAAGCGAAGACAAUACAUAUGAAUCAUUGAUGUAUGAUAUCACGGUUGUAAGGAAAGUACGACCGGUUGACAGAAUAUUUCGAGUGUGUAUUUACUGUGUGCAGAUAUUUGUAGCGACUGGAUUCGGAGCGAAGCUAAAUCUGGACGUUGUGAAAAAAAACGUUAUGAAGCCCGUGGCCGUCAGCAUUGGUCUGGCGUCACAGUACAUUGUAAUGCCACUGAUUGCCUUCACGGUUGCCAAAUCAGUUCGCAUAGACGAGACGGUGAUCGCCCUCGGGAUAUUCGUGGCGGGCUGCUGUCCCGGGGGAGGGGCGAGCAACAUGUACUCCUACCUGCUCCACGGUGACCUUGACCUCUCAAUCACCAUGACAGCGCUCAGCACGGUGCUAGCACUUGGGAUGCUCCCUCUAUGGUUGUACACUCUGGGGUCGGUGUUCCUGACCGGAAGUGACCUCCAAAUCCCCUUCGAGAUGGUGGCCGUCUCACUCUCCAUUCUUAUUACACCACUGUUGUUCGGAAUCUUCCUCCGCCAGAAGUUUCCCCGUGUCGCCGACAAUCUUCAGAAAGCUCUCAAGCCCGUCAUAAUCAUUAUGUCAUUAAUUCUUCUCGUCGUCGGCAUCUACUCCAAUCUUUACAUAUUUCGCAUGUUCAAACCCAACAUUUUACUUGCGGGCCUACUUUUGCCCUAUGUUGGAUAUUUGUGUGGCGCCAUUUUUGCGCUGAUAUGCAGACAGCCUUGGACCCGAAUUAAGACUAUUGCCAUAGAAACGGGAAUGCAAAACACCAAUAUUGCCUAUAUUUUGCUCACUACUUCGUUCGAGGCGCCUUUAGGUGAUAUUGCGGCGGUGGCGCCCGUUGCCUCCGCGGUUAUGACGCCUCUUCCGUUGUUCCUGAUAACAAUUUUCUACCUGUUAUAUCAGCGCUUUUGUAAAAAGCAGGAUGAAACUAAAGAUCCAGUCGAAGGAAAUGUCGAAGACGAAGCGGCAGAAAAACUGACUGCUCAUCUUACUGAAAAGCCGGUUGAAACAGAGAAUGGUUUAGAUAAGGCUUCACCGGUUUAAAUAUAUACUAUUUUAACGAAAUAUGCAAACGAAAUAUGUUCAUGUAAAAGAUGUAUAUGGACGGUUUACAAUGUCAGAAAUCGGUACAUUUUGCAAGUAGAUCGAGUAGUAAUUUCAGCAUGAGCAGUUAAACAUAAUUACUCAACUCUUGGGAAUCUUAAUUAUGUUUACAAUAAUACACUAGCAAUCAAUUUAAACUUACAUCUACAAAUACUAGCUUAAACACUACAUUUAUUUGAUAAUAUGAUUCAAAAUUUUACGAACUACUUCUACUGAUGAUGGCCGAGGCGUUCCGAAUGGCGGAUCUUUAAAUAACCGCGAACGUCUUUUAAUGAUAAAGCCUAGUACUUAAUCAUUGUGUAUCAGCCACUUAGUUGAAGGUAGUAUUCUAUAUGCCACAUCGGGUCAACUACUAACCUCGUAACGUACAAAACCAUUCGGAACUACUCGGCCAUUUUUAUCGAAAACAACCUCGGAUGUAUGCCGGUACAUCAGUAGAAGUAGUUCGUAUUUUUUUAAAUUAUAUCAUUAAUUAAAUAUAGUGUUUUAGAGUUGUAUUUAUUGAUUGACAGUGAAGUGUUUUAUUGCAAACAUAAUUCAAAUUCCCAAGAUUUAAGUCAUAAAGUUCAACUGCUAAAUAAAGUUACUACGCGAUCUACUUGCAGCGGACUUAAACGUACCGCUUUUUGAGUAUGUAAACCGUCCAAAUUCAUCCGAUGUUGUUUUCGAUAAAAAUGGCUAAGGAGUUCCGAAUGAUACAAAACAAGUGGUAACCAUUGAUCAAUUUAUGGGAAAUGCAUUCAUUUCGUAUUAAUCGGAAUCGGAAAAUAAACGCCAUUUAAGAACUAUUUUAAGAUAAGUGACACUAAUAUAUAUGGAAAAAAUAUGGAGUCAAUGGCUUCGCGUGAUUCAUGUUGGACGCGUGAUAUCAUAACUAAAUAUAAAUAUAAAAUACAUUAUUUUUAUUAAUUCGAUUGAAAAUACAAACCUUCAUGUACAGUUCAGAGGCGGAUCAAGGAUUUGACGUUAGAGGGUUCGUUACGUAGGGACGUAAGCUUUUGACAAGCACCCUUCCUAAGAACCGAAAUUUACAUGGUUCAAAGUGUUGGCAGGGGUGUUUUGAGUCACCCCCAAGGAAAACUUAAAUAAAUUCUAGUCCGAAA
Mya arenaria is the source of this 2955-nucleotide messenger RNA. RefSeq names its product ileal sodium/bile acid cotransporter-like. Gene Ontology annotation, cellular component: membrane. Bases 86 to 1792 code for a protein of 568 amino acids. The transcript has 4 exons. NCBI's taxonomy places the organism in Eukaryota, Metazoa, Mollusca, Bivalvia, Myida, Myidae. The record is from RefSeq and is a predicted model, not a curated record.